UCAGGGACAUAUUUUGAUGUAACACACAACAUCCCGCGGAGUUCUCCGACGACAUGUGUAUGUUCAAUUACAUAUUUUACCCAUUUAACAAGGUCCAUAGCCUAAAUAUUUGCAUAGUGAUAGAAUAAUAUGGGAGGUGAUACUAUAAUUGGGUGUACAUUAACGCGUGUGUGCUUAUUAUGUUUUUAAAGUUGUCCUAACGAGAGUUAGCGCUAGCUCAGGUUAGCCUGUCAGUCAGUGGAACAGAGGAGAGAAAGUGUCAUGUGUGCUACAAUAUCGACCCUUUUACUCAAACAACCAUCAUAUAUACUUUUAAGCAGAACUUGUGAUAGGAGCUCAUUUGUCAACGCUAUUCGUAUUACUAUAGAUUUAGUUUAAUAACUCCUUCAAGUGCAUAGUCAAUGUGUAAAACCUGUCUUUCACAAAGUGCCUUCACUUCGUAAAAAAUGAAACGUCAAACGUUGACACAUUUAAGUUCUGUUUAUUAAUCCAAUUCGGCAACACAGUUGACAUAGUUGAAAGAAUAGCUCCUUGACCCCCCGAAGCUACCUCGGAAUCAUGAGUGGUUCCAAGCCGGACAUUCUGUGGUCCCCCCACCACCCGGACCGCUAUGUGAUCUGCGACUCUGAGCUCGGCCUGUACCGCAUCGGCCCCGCCUGCAGCGCGGAGACAAAGGCGGGCACACUCCCGCUCUCAGUGGACACCGCCGCCACCUUACUCGCCAUCAACUCCGACACGCCUUACAUGAAAUGCGUCGCCUGGUACCCCAAACAUGAACCCGAGUGCCUUCUGGCCGUGGGCCAAGCCAACGGCCGGGUGGUCCUCACUAGCCUGGGCCAGAGCCACAACUCUAAAUGCAAAGAGCUCAUGGGGAAGGAGUUCAUCCCCAAACACGCCCGCCAAUGCAACACCCUGGCCUGGAACCCUCAUGACAGCAACUGGCUGGCAGCGGGGCUGGACAAGCACCGCGCAGACUUCUCCGUCCUCAUCUGGGACAUCAGCCGGCAGUCCUCACCCGACGCCAGUGUUGCAGCCGAGAAGAUCCGUCUGUCAGCGGUGGACGUGGACUCGGGCUCAGUUGUGACCAAGCCCCUGUAUGAGCUGGGGCAGAACGACGCCUGCCUGUCGCUCUGCUGGCUGCCCCGGGACCAGAAGCUGCUGCUGGCUGGGAUGCACCGCAACUUGGCCAUCUUCGACCUGAGGAACACCAGCCAGAAGACCUUUGUGAACACCAAGGCCAUCCAGGGCGUGACGGUGGACCCCCACUUCCACGACCGCGUGGCCUCCUUCUUCGAGGGCCAGGUGGCCAUCUGGGACCUCCGGAAGUUUGAGAAGCCGGUGCUGACCCUCACGGAGCAGCCCAAGCCUCUCACCAAGGUGGCAUGGUGCCCCACGCGCACGGGCCUGCUGGCCACGCUGACGCGCGACAGCAACGUGAUCCGCCUGUACGACAUGCAGCACACGCCCACGCCCAUCGGCGACGAGACGGAGCCCACGGUCAUCGAGCGCAGCGUGCGGCCCUGCGACAGCCAGUUGGGCAGCUUUGCCUGGCACCCCUCGGCCCAGAACCGCAUGGUGGUCGUCUCCGCCGCCAACCGCGUCAUGACGGACUUCACCGUGUUCGAGCGCAUCUCGCUGGCCUGGAGCUCCAGCGCCGACCUCACCUGGGCGUGCGGGCGCCACCUGUACGACUGCACCGAGGACGGUGCGGGAGAGGGGGCGGAGAGCGCCAUCGAGAAGGACAUCGCCACCAAGAUGAGGCAGCGGGCGCAGUCGCGCUACGGCCACGACACCACCCAGGUGUGGAGGAACCACCUGCUGGCCGGCGGGGACGACGCCCAGCUGAAGUCGCUGUGGUACGACCUCUUCUAUAUGAAACAGUGCACGGAGAACCCUGAUCUGAAGCUGCAGGGGAACAAACAGGCCCUGGUCUACUCCGGGAUCAAGGACAUCGUCAAGGUCAGCUCAGGCACCGCAGAGAGCCGGCGCUGCUGGAGCGGCUCCGAGCGGCCGGCCAGCGCGCUGCGCUACCACAGCGAGGAGCGGAGCCUGGCACUGAGGCUGUGCGGCUGGACCAGCCAGGCCGGGGGGGCGGGGGGGGGGCCGGAGGUGGACGCCGAGCCCUUCCUGCUCUCCCUGGAGCAGGGCCGGGAGUGGCAGCGGGCCGCCGCCGUGGCCCUCUUCAACCUGGACAUCCGGAGAGCCAUCCAGCUGCUGCACAAGGGAGCCACCACCGACAAGGGCGACCUGAACCUAAGUGUGGUUGCCAUGGCGCUGUCGGGCUACACGGACGAGCGGAACUCCCUGUGGCGGGAGAUGUGCAGCUCGCUACGCUCCCAGCUCAGGAACCCCUACCUCCUCGUCAUGUUCGCCUUCCUCACCAGCGAGCCCGGCUCCUACGACGGCGUGCUGUACGAGAGCAGUGUCGCGGUGCGCGAUCGAGUGGCCUUCGCCUGCAUGUUCCUCAACGACACCCAGCUGCCGCGCUACAUCGAGAAGCUGACCAAUGAGCUGAAGGAGGCGGGGAACCUGGAAGGCAUCCUGCUGACGGGGCUGACCCGCGAUGGGGUGGACCUGAUGGAGAGCUACGUGGACCGCACCGGGGACGUGCAGACGGCCAGCUUCUGCAUGCUCAGGGGCUCCCCGGGAGACGUGGUCAAGGACUCGCGGGUCCAGGGCUGGAUUGAGAACUACCGCCACCUGCUGGACGCAUGGAGGUUCUGGCACAAGCGGGCUGAGUUCGACAUCCACAGGGGCAAGCUGGACCCCAGCUCCAAACCCCUGGCCCAGGUGUUUGUGAGCUGUAACUUCUGCGGGAAGUCCAUCUCUUACAGCUGCUCGUCCGUCCCCCACCAGGGGCGGGGCUUCAGCCAGUACGGCGUCAGCGGCUCGCCCACCAAGUCAAAGGUCACCAGCUGCCCCGGCUGCCGGAAGCCCCUCCCCCGCUGCGCCCUGUGCCUCAUGAACAUGGGCACGCCCGUCUCCAACUGCCAAGGCUUGGGGAAGUCUGAGGAGAAGGGGGACCCGGCCCGGGAAAACAAGCUGGCCCAGUUCAACAACUGGUUCACCUGGUGCCACAACUGUCGCCACGGCGGCCAUGCUGGUCACAUGCUCGGCUGGUUCAGGGACCACACCGAGUGCCCGGUGUCGGCGUGCACGUGCAAGUGCAUGCAGCUGGACACGACCGGGAACCUGGUGCCCUCCGACAGCGUCUAAAGGAACCCUCCGCGGAACCCGUUUGGACUCGGGUCUCGUGGAACCAGAUCGCCAAGACGACCGUACCGGGAGCCUGGCGGAGGCAAGACGAAAGGGGGGGCCCCCCGGAUCUAGGGGGGGGCAUUCAUGCGCUGCUCACGCCUCAAUCACACAGUUGACACACUAUAGCUGGGAAUGAAUGUAACACUUUUUUAAGGGCCCUUAGUUCACCACCCGGUGUAAGGUUCAAGGGUCACCAGCCAUUACUUUACACAAUCUCUAUCAAUAAAGAUGAAUUAUGAUGGGUAGACCCCCCCCCCCCCCAAAGCCUGCCAGUUGGUUCAGUCCACCAGGGAUGUCUUUAAAUGGCUGACACCUCACAGCCGGUGGUCGAACAGGGGCCCUUUAACACAGACGUAUUGAUGACAAGAAGGGAGUAUAUGUAUUUUUUAAUCAUAACUGGAUGAUGUGAUCGGUUAACUUAAUCAAUGAAGGACAAGGGAGCAAAUGCAACUCGGCGCCUUGCUGACAGUAAUUAGAGCUUCUGCCGCCACUCAGGAGAAUGCGUGGAGGUCGUGCGUCCCGGACAGCCUCUUUCAAUCUAACCUGAAUCAGGAUUCAUGUGUUUAUGUUGAUCUAUUAAAAGAAGUUUAUCACAAUGA
This is a messenger RNA of Gadus morhua (Atlantic cod), 3857 nucleotides long. RefSeq names its product missing oocyte, meiosis regulator, homolog (Drosophila) (gene mios). The transcript is spliced from 11 exons. The record is from RefSeq and is a predicted model, not a curated record. Gene Ontology annotation, molecular function: protein binding. Lineage: Eukaryota; Metazoa; Chordata; Actinopteri; Gadiformes; Gadidae. Bases 559 to 3216 code for a protein of 885 amino acids. Gene Ontology annotation, biological process: cellular response to amino acid starvation; positive regulation of TORC1 signaling. Gene Ontology annotation, cellular component: cytoplasm.